UAUCGCGCCGGCUUUCAGUCUUCAUCGUAGAUCAGGCAAAGGCGCACAGUUCCGUGCGGCCUGCGGUGUUCGAAAUUUGAAACGAAGUCUACAAACUUUUUAAAUCUUGAAUAAGAGUUGGUGAAGUGGAAUUUAAUUGAUUAGAAACUGCGUGGAAUGAACUUUGGAUGUUAAACUUUUUUGUGAAUGCUUUUUGUGAAGUUUGGAGUUGAUUCUGAGUAGAAAAUAUACCGAUCCAGAUGUGCCCAAAACGCCCCUCGUUAUACUAAAGCAGAUGGUCCGAUAAGAAUCAAAAUGUCGAACAAAUCGCAAACCCAGCAGACUUUGCUGGACAUCUUUCAGGAGAUACUGGCAGCGUCUGGAAACUCUUCGGAUUCCAUCAAUGAGACCCAGAUCGUUUCUGUUAUGAGGGAGCAGAGCCGGUAUGGCGGGAAUGAUUUGGAAGCUACUUUGAUGAAGAUGAUGAAGGAUGCUAGGAAGAAGAUGAAUUUUACCCUGACCUGUGAUUACUGCGUGGGAGAUGUUUGGGAUGUGGUCCACGCGUAUAACGGGAUCCAUGGAUAUGUCAGUCUUUUGGUAUGCACCAUAGGAGUGAUAGCAAACUCCAUGAACGUGGCGGUGUUGACGCGUCGCGACAUGGCGGCGGCGCCCAUCAACCGGCUGCUGAAGUGGCUGGCGGUGGCCGACGUCUUCGUCAUGCUGGAGUACGUGCCUUUCUCCAUCUACAGAUACUUGGUGUUGCCAGAGAAGCUGGAUUUCCCGUACUCGUGGGCGUUAUACAUGCUGUUCCACAUGCACUUCGCUCAGAUCCUGCACACCGCGUCCAUCUGCCUCACGCUGUCGCUAGCUAUUUGGAGAUACAUAGCCAUCAAGUACUCGGACAGAAGCCACAUCCUUUGCACGGAGAGGCGGUGCAGCAUCGCCAUCUUGACCAGCUUCAUAUUGCCUCCUAUACUCUGCACGCCCACUUUCAUGGUAUUUGACAUUCACACGAAGAAUGUGACGGACAUCAACGGAAACCCCGACAUAGCUUACCACGUCGAUUCUGACUACGAAGGCACCCUAUACCAGGCGAACUUCUGGGUACACGCGGUUCUGAUCAAGCUGCUGCCUUGUUCGAUCCUAACCGUCAUCAGUAUAUGGCUGAUCAGAGCGUUAUACAACGCAAAUCAGCACCAGAAGCUAUUGAGGAACUAUAACAACUGCCCAGCAGCCGAGAAGAUGAUUAAACGUCAGAACAAAGCAGACAAAAGAACUGACAGAACGACAAAGAUGUUGCUAGCAGUUCUGCUUCUGUUCCUGGUUACAGAGCUGCCCCAAGGGAUAUUGGGUCUUAUGAGUGGGUUAUUAGGGUGGUGUUUCUUCAAAGGCUGUUACAACCUGUUCGGGGAACUGAUGGAUUUCUUGGCGCUGCUGAACGGGGCGAUCAACUUCGUGCUGUAUUGUUCUAUGUCGAGGCAGUUCAGGCAGACCUUCAGGCAGCUGAUCCUGCAGCCGCCGCUCGCCAGGUUCAUCCCUACAAACGUGUCGCAUACGGAUUCUCACAACCAGAACACGUAUGUAUUGCAAACGAGUAAAAACUUCAAUUCCAUGAGGGCGACUGAUAAAGGCGCAGAAUCCUAUGGUAUGCGAACAAUUCCUGUGAGCACGAGUGUCUGCGCUACGUAGGAUCGCUACGCCGUAGCACCUACAUAUCCGUGAAUUUACUACGACGUAGUAGUACUACGAGUCUUGCUACGGUUCCGCGAUGAAAGAGUGGCAAUUUUAUGUAGUGAUGUUACAGUCAAAACUCAUAAUCGGUCAAAACCACUUUUGACCGCAAAAAUCAGUCAAAAGUGGUUUUGACUAAGAGCAUCAGUCGAAACCUGAUAAUUAAUAUGAGUUUUUACUGUAACAGUGACAUGUUUACUUCCUGAUAACUUGUAAGGGUCGUUCAUAUGUGACUUAAUGGUUAUUAGGAUAUUUGCAUUUAUAAGCUAAAUAUCUAAAACGCGAUUUU
Messenger RNA from Ostrinia nubilalis (European corn borer), 1999 nucleotides. It is a transcript of the gene NGR-A8, whose product is annotated as G-protein coupled receptor dmsr-1-like. Gene Ontology annotation, biological process: G protein-coupled receptor signaling pathway. Gene Ontology annotation, molecular function: G protein-coupled peptide receptor activity. Gene Ontology annotation, cellular component: plasma membrane. The record is from RefSeq and is a predicted model, not a curated record. The coding region runs from base 295 to 1668 and encodes 457 amino acids. The transcript is spliced from 7 exons. Lineage: Eukaryota; Metazoa; Arthropoda; Insecta; Lepidoptera; Crambidae.